Messenger RNA from Doryrhamphus excisus (bluestripe pipefish), 1336 nucleotides. RefSeq names its product homeobox A11b (gene hoxa11b). Gene Ontology annotation, molecular function: RNA polymerase II cis-regulatory region sequence-specific DNA binding; DNA-binding transcription factor activity, RNA polymerase II-specific. Gene Ontology annotation, cellular component: nucleus. The record is from RefSeq and is a predicted model, not a curated record. NCBI's taxonomy places the organism in Eukaryota, Metazoa, Chordata, Actinopteri, Syngnathiformes, Syngnathidae. Gene Ontology annotation, biological process: anatomical structure development; regulation of transcription by RNA polymerase II.
GUUGGACUCGCAACCUGCAAAACACCACAUGUCAUUUAGGUUGCAGUGUUCUUGAGCCAAGGUCAAAAGCGGGACUUUGGCGUGGAGAAAAAGGAAAGAAGUCAUAUAAGUCGUGGAGUUAAGCCAAGAGGGCGGCCAUUGAGUCAUGGGCCCCCACACUAAAGGGCGAUAUGUCAUGCUCGUGCCAGUGGUCACAUGACUCCCGGACCCGACAUGGCUCCUCACGUCAGCCUAAGGAGCAAAAGCGCUCAGAGAUUCCGCCUCAUUUAAAGUCACUGCAGCCCAACCCGGCACAGCAGCGAUGUGAGGAUUAUUAAGGAACGGAAUAUGGAUUUGGAUGCUUCGAAUAUGUAUUUACCGAGCUGUACUUACUACGACUUCACGGGUCUGCCUCACUAUCUCACGCAGGGGCAGUCCUCCUCUUGCCCGGUGGCUUACUCCUACCAGUCGGCGUUGCCUCAGGUUCCUUCCGUGAGAGAUGUUGCGUUCAGGGACUACGGCAUCGAUAGUGCAGCUAAGUGGCACCACAGUAGAGGGAGUCUACCUCACUGCUACGCUGACGACGCCUGGACAAACGGGACCCCCAGAGGCGGGGAUGUUCCCGGGAAAGGCGGGGGUGUCCACACCGGCUCGGGGGGCUUCCACAGCGGCGUGGGGAGAAACGGAGUCUUACCGCAGGCUUUUGAUCAGUUUUUCGACUCGGCUUAUGCGGGAGCGGAGCACGGAGUCACGCCGACUCAGCAGGCGACACACUCGGAUAGACAACAACUCGUAGUCGGCAAGACGAGCCCAGCUCCGGAUCCUCCGGCACCGGGCUCCGUGACCGCGGACAGCUGCAGCCCCAAAUCGUCACCGGACCUCGGCGAGGAGGCGAGCAGCAAGGGAGGCAGUGCGCAAAGGACGCGCAAAAAAAGAUGUCCUUACUCCAAGUAUCAAAUCAGGGAGCUGGAGAGAGAGUUCUUCUUCAGCGUUUACAUCAACAAAGAGAAACGUCUUCAGCUUUCCAGGAUGCUCAACUUGACUGAUCGACAGGUGAAAAUCUGGUUUCAGAACAGGAGGAUGAAGGAGAAGAAACUGAGCAGGGACCGUUUACAGUACUACACCAGCAACCCCCUCUUGUAAAAAAAAAAAAUGGACGCUUCCACAUCACAACACAUGGACCCCCAAUGGGAUUGCAUUGUUAUUCUUUCUUGCUUUAUUAUUAUUAUAUUAUUAUUAUUAUUAUAUGCUAAUAUAAUUAUUUCCAUGCUCACAUUUACACGCACAAACAAAAAUACCAACUGGAAUCAGUUUAUUUGUACAAUACUUCAUUUAAUUAUAGCGUGAAGAAGAGAAA